AUGAUGCGAGGUUUCAAGCAGCGGUUGAUCAAGAAGACGACUGGAUCUUCUAGUUCAAAGAAGAAGGACAAAGAGAAGGAGAAGGAGAAGGAGUCGAAGCAUGCUACUCCUACUAGGAAGUCCUCGUCUUCUAGUAUUAAGUCAGGCAGUGAGAAGAGUAACAAAGCUACGGGGAAUUCUGGUGUCUCCAGCAGCCACGGGUCAAAAAGUCACACUAGUUCAGGUCUUACAUCCAGAUCUCCUACCGUUUCAGCGACUACGUCCAGCUCUUCAAUCUCUAGCAAGACUGGGAACAGUCAGGGUGCCGAUGACACGCAGACGGAGACUCCUAAUCAACAUCAGAAGGUAUCCCACGAGACUCCAAGCAUAACCAUUUCUGAUGACAAUACGGCCAAAUCUACACCAAAGGCACAUCCAACUUUACUUGGAGCUGCCACGGCGAUCAGCCCAUCGUCCCCACAAUCACCAGGGUCAGCCAGUUUUGGUCACGGAGUAUCCUCUGGAAUUAACGAUGACAAUAACUCACCUUCUUAUGGCGGAUCUUCACCAGGAAUUGAUAUCCCAAGGAGCUCGCACUCAUUUGAAAAGCUACCAACACCUACUAAACUCAAUCCCGACUCUGAUGUGGACUUGAUAAGAACUCCUCAACGUCACUAUUCAUCAAGAUUUGAACCAUCCAGAUACACACAAUUGACCAAGUUACCUAACUUCGAUGAAGUCUCCCCUGAAGAGAGAAUACCUUUAUUCUUAGCAAAAGUGGAUCAAUGUAAUACCUUGUUUGAUUUCAAUGAUCCAAGUUUUGAUAUUCAAGGUAAGGAAAUAAAGAGAAUAACCCUGCAAGAGUUGAUAGAAUUUAUUGUCACCAAUAGAUUCACCUACACACACGAAAUGUAUGCUCACAUUGUCAACAUGUUCAGCAUUAAUUUAUUUAGGCCAAUACCACCACCUGUAAACCCAAUCGGUGAUAUAUACGACCCAGACGAGGAUGAACCAGUCAAUGAACUGGCAUGGCCUCAUAUGCAGUUGGUGUAUGAAUUUUUCUUGAGAUUUGUCGAAAGUCCAGAUUUCAACCACCAAAUAGCGAAGCAGUAUAUCGAUCAAGAAUUUAUCCUAAAAUUGCUAGAACUAUUUGACAGUGAAGAUAUUAGAGAAAGAGAUUGUCUAAAGACUACUCUUCAUAGAAUAUAUGGUAAAUUCUUAAGUUUAAGAAGUUUUAUCCGCCGGUCGAUCAAUAAUAUAUUUUUGCAAUUCGUCUAUGAGACUGAACGUUUCAAUGGUAUUGCUGAACUCCUAGAAAUAUUGGGAUCCAUCAUUAAUGGGUUUGCACUACCAUUAAAGGAAGAGCAUAAGAUCUUUUUAGUAAGGAUACUCAUCCCAUUACAUAAAGUACGCUGCCUCUCGUUGUAUCAUCCUCAACUUGCAUACUGUAUUGUUCAAUUUCUAGAGAAAGAACCACUUUUAACAGAAGAAGUGGUAAUGGGCUUACUGCGUUACUGGCCUAAGAUAAAUUCUACUAAGGAGAUUAUGUUUUUGAAUGAGAUAGAGGAUAUAUUCGAAGUCAUAGAGCCGUUAGAGUUUAUCAAGAUCGAGGUACCUUUGUUUGUUCAACUGGCAAAAUGUAUCUCGUCACCACACUUUCAAGUAGCUGAAAAAGUACUCAGUUACUGGAAUAACGAAUAUUUUUUGAAUCUGUGUAUAGAAAACGCUGAGGUGAUACUGCCAAUUAUCUUCCCUGCCCUAUAUGAACUAACCUCCCAAUUGGAAUUAGAUGGUACAAACGGUGAGGAAAGUAUAUCAGACCCAUAUAUGCUUGUUGAACAAGCAAUUAAUUCUGGUUCAUGGAACAGGGCCAUCCAUGCAAUGGCUUUCAAGGCACUGAAAAUAUUUUUGGAAACAAAUCCUAUUUUAUAUGAGAACUGUAACUCCCUGUAUCUAUCAAGUGUGAAAGAAACUCAACAAAGAAAAGUAGAAAGAGAAGAAAACUGGAGCAAGCUGGAAGAAUAUGUCAAAAACUUGAAGAUAAGCGAAUCAGCUAGUGGACAGAAUCUUGAUUCGGCUAGCAACGAGGGCUCCACUGAACAAAUGACUAUCGAUGUUGAACAGAAAGAUACACACAUGUCUAGUUUGCAGAGUGAUGAUGACUAUCACGAAACAAAUGCUGUUCUAGCAAAUGAUGCUGCUGAAAAAUAA
Molecule: messenger RNA, 2190 nt
Organism: Nakaseomyces glabratus
Lineage: Eukaryota; Fungi; Ascomycota; Saccharomycetes; Saccharomycetales; Saccharomycetaceae
Gene: RTS1
Product: protein phosphatase 2A regulatory subunit RTS1
Biological process (GO): signal transduction
Cellular component (GO): protein phosphatase type 2A complex
Molecular function (GO): protein phosphatase regulator activity
Source: RefSeq, a predicted model, not a curated record